GCGGAGCACUCCCGCCAUUUUUGAACUCUGCCGCUGGAGCCGGGGCGCGAGGAUCGCGCCCUCCCCUUCUCUUUGGGCGAUCGGGGCGGCGGAGGAGCGGACAGUGCUUAAGGCGUCCAUCAGCACCGGCAGGAGCUCCCUCUGAGAGCCGAGCCGAGCCGAGCCGGCCGGCCGGCUGGCCAGCUGGACCAUGGCGCCGCUGCUGGGCAGGAAGCCAUUCCCGCUGGUGAAGCCGCUUACAGAUCUGUCGGCAGAGGAGACCAUCUAUGUGAUCGAGCACAGCGGAGAAGGGUUCCGGAGCAACGAAGAAUAUGAAUCCCGGUUGUCUAGAUAUGCAGAGCGAAUCUGGACAUGUAAAAGCACAGGCAGCAACCAACUCACACACAAAGAGGCCUGGGAAGAGGAGCAAGAAGUAACUGAACUGCUAAAGGAAGAAUAUCCAGUGUGGUUUGAAAAGCCUGUUUUAGAACUAGUCCAUCACAAUACAUUGUCUUUAGACAAAUUAGUUGACAAAACGUGGAUGGAGAUCAUGACCAAGUUUGCUAUUGGAGAACACUGCGAACUCCAGGUUGGGGAAAAUAAAAUUCUUCCUGUAGUAGUGUUAAAAGUCCAUCCUCUGGAGCCAAAGGAAGAAUUACCUUCUCAGAAGAAAACUGAUGGAUCUUGCGAUUCACCUUCCAGUGACAAGGAGAAUUCCAGUCAGGUGGCACAAGAGAGCCUUGGUAUAGAAGUCUGCAACAAAGUUGAGGACAGCAAGAGGGAAAACAAUACAAGUGACCGAGCUCGUCGAUCACCACGGAAGCUGCCUACAAGCCUCAAGAAAGAAGAAAAGAAAUGGGUUCAUCCAAAAUUUCUGCCCUACAAGUAUGAUGUGAAGCUGCAGGAAGAGGACAAAAUAAUUAGUAAUGUACCAGUCGAAAGUCUCAUCCGAUCAGAAAGGCCGCCAAACAAGGAAAUCUUGCGCUAUUUCAUCAGACACAAUUCCAUGCGAAUGGGGAUGGGAGAAAACGCACCCUGGGUGGUGGAAGAUGCACUCGUGCAGAAAUAUGCGCUACCCAGUAAAUUCAGUGACUUCCUGCUGUCUCCGUAUAAGCUUCCUAAAUGGACUGAAGAUGAUGAGUACAUGAUUCAUAACCCUGUUGUGAACUUGGGAAAAAGGAAAAGUGCUGUCUCACCAGAAGGUAAAGCCUCAAAAAAAGCAAAAGGUGAUGGGGAUCCAAAUAAAGAGAAAAAUAAGAAGCGGAAGAAUGGAAACAAAGAGAAGGUUUCUCGGAACCCUCCUUUGAGCCCAACAUUAUGGGGUCAUGUGCAGGUGAAAAAGGCUAUGAAUGGGAAUGGAAUGGCAUACAAUUCCAAAAGGUCUCCAGAACAAGAACUGGAAGAAGUAAUGAAGAUUGUAACACCAACCAAAUUGAACACCAACUUCCACAUCCCCAAAAAGGGCUCCAGUGCUGCUCGGAACUUUAAAAAGCUGCAAGCUAAGGAUAAAGCGAACAACAAAAAAGAGAAAUCCAAGAACAAGGCUAAGUUGCUCAACGGGCAGAAGUUAGCAGGGAAUAGCAAAUCUCCAAAAAAGAGUCUGAAAACUCCAAAGUUGAAGAUGAAACAGAUGACGCUUUUUGAGAUGGCAAAAUCCAACACAUCAAAGACUGGAAAAUCCCCGAAGGGUGUCGGAGGAACCUCAAGAUCUAUGUCUAAACCUCAGAAAUACCUACCACCUUUAGCUUUACAAUUUCUUCGAUAUUACAAAGAAAAUAAGGGGAAGGAGGAGAAAAAAGGUGCGGUGUCUGCAUUCAUCACCAGGGUGGCCAAAGUGCUUUCCGCUGAAGAACGUGCUCGUCUACCAGAGGAAGUUGGUGAUCUUGUUCAGAAACGUUAUGAGAUUUUGGAGCACAAAAGGAAGUGGGCAAUGAUGACACUAGAAGAAAGAGCAGAUUAUCACAAAAAAAAGCGUGAAGAGCUAAAGAAAAAAUUAAAGGAAAAGGCCAAAGAACGGCGGGAGAAGGAGAUGCAGUUAAAACUGGAAAAACAGAAGAGAUUUGAAGAUCAAACUCUUACGGGAAAGAGCUUACCUGCACUAAAGCUGGUUGAUACUCCUGAAGGGCUCCCAAACACACUUUUUGGUGAUGUUGCUAUGGUGGUAGAGUUUCUCAGUUGUUAUGCUGGUCUGCUGAUGCCAGAUGACCAGUAUCCAAUCACUGCAAUCUCCUUGAUGGAAGCACUGACCUCUGAAAAGAGAGGUUUCCUCUAUUUGAACAGAGUUCUGUUGAUCCUCCUUCAAACUUUGCUGCAAGAUGAAAUUGCAGAAGACUACAGAGAAUUGGGGAUGAAACUUUCUGAAAUUCCUCUCACCUUGCACUCUGCUUCAGAGCUUGUUCGGCUUUGCAUGCGCAAAUCAGAUGUGCAAAAUGAAAGUGAAGCAUCGGAAAUGAAUGAAGAUGGCAAGGAUUCUAUGGGAUUUGAAGACAAUGAAGUUGCAGAUGAAUUCCUAGAUAAGUUGGAAACUUCUGAGUUUUUUGAACUGACCCCAGAAGAGAAAGUAAAGAUUCUAACAGCGCUCUGUCAUCGGAUUCUAAUGACUUACUCAGUUCAGGAUCACAUGGAGGACUCGCAGCAUAAAUCUGCAGAGCUAUGGAAGGAGAGACUAGCCAUGCAAAAAGAAGAAAAUGAUCGGAAGAAGGCAGAAAAACAAAAGAAAAAAGAAAUGGAGGCAAAAAAGAAAGAGCCAGAAAAUAACAAAAUGGGUGACAAGAAAAAGUCAGAGAAGAAGGAAUUUGAUAAGAAGCUAGAAGUGGACAAAGGUGGAAAUGAUUUGUUAACUGAUGUCAAUGGUAGUGAAGACCUCAUUAGUGCAAUUAAAAGCAGACGAUUGAUGGCAUUGCAGGCUAAAAAAGAAAAGGAAGAGAGAGAAAAGCAAGAAAAAGAAAGAAUGGAGAAAGAGGUGGAAGUAGAAAAGAUUCGUAAGCACAAAGCAGCAGCUGAGAAGGCCUUUCAGGAGGGAAUUGCAAAAGCCAAACUUGUCUUGCAUCGAUCACCAUUGGGCACAGAUCGUAACCACAACAGAUACUGGCUGUUUUCGGAUCUGGUGCCUGGUCUGUAUGUAGAGAAAGGUUGGGUGCAUGACAGCAUUGACUACAGCUUUACCAUUCCUGAAGAAUACACUCAACAUGAAGAAGACCAGGAUUCCAAAAGUAAUGAUGAUGACAGCAUUGCUGAGAGCAGCUUAAAUGACAGUGGCCACCAGGGGUCCUCCCAUACUGCAGACAUUUGCAUUGAAACCACUGUACCAAAACAAGGGCAGAAUCUAUGGUUUAUGUGUGACACUCAGAAAGAACUAGAUGAAUUCCUGAACUGUCUUCAUGUGCAAGGUGCCAGAGAGAGUGCGCUCAAAGAACGCCUUCAGAAAAAGUAUCAAGAUAUCCUUCACUCACUACACUUGGCACGGAAACCAAAUCUUGGCCUCAAGUCCUGUGAUGGCCAUCAGGAGCUCCUCAAUUACUUGCGAACUGACCUGAUUGAAGUGGCAACUCGACUGCAAAAGGGAGGGCUAGGAUACAUGGAUAAAUGUGAUGAGUUUGAGGAGAGGGUACGCUCGCUGGAGAGCCUGAAAGAUUUGGGUGAGUGUGUGAUCACACUGCAAGAGUGUAUAAUAAAGAAAUUCCUGCAAGGUUUUAUGGCACCCAAACAAAAGAAGAAAAAAGCAGGCGAGGAAACAAAAGUAGAGGAAAUCGAUGAGGAGAAGAAAAUGGCUGAAGAAGCUAAGGUUGCUUCUGCCCUGGAGCUGUGGAAGUGUGCUAUACGAGAGGCUCAGACCUUCUCUCGUAUGCAUGUACUACUCGGAAUGUUGGAUGCCUGUAUCAAAUGGGAUAUGUCAACUGAAAAUGCCCGAUGUAAAGUGUGUCGUAAGAAAGGUGAAGAUGACAAGCUGAUCCUGUGUGAUGAAUGUAAUAAGGCGUUCCACUUGUUCUGUUUGAGACCAGCCCUCUAUGUGAUACCAGAUGGAGAAUGGCUCUGUCCAGCGUGUCAGCCAGCCACAGCCAGACGUGGCACACGUGAUAGAAAUUAUGCUGAGGAGGAAGAUGAAGGUAAUGAGGAUGAGGAGGAUGAAGAAGAGGAAGUGGAGGAGGAGGACGAGGAAGAGGAGGACGAGGACUAUGAGGAGCGUGGAGGUCCCAGACUCCGAUCGAGGCCCAGGAAAGCUGCCAAAGGAAAACCAGGCGCUCAGGGCCGUCCUCCUAGGCAGGCCAAACAGCUGGGGAGGAAAAAGGCCCUACACGGUCACAGCAGGAACACUCGACACAAGACAUCACCUGUCAAUGGCGUGGACAUUGAUGAGCUGGUACAACAAAGAACAAAAUAUCGGUCACGGAGACUAAAUCUGGAGCUUGCAAAGUGUGAAGAAAUCCUGAACAAAUUAAUCAGAUCAAGAUAUAGUUGGCCCUUUAGAGAGCCUGUGACAACGGAUGAAGCAGAAGAUUAUUUUGAAAUAAUCUCUAAACCUAUGGACUUGCAGACCAUGCAAAGCAAGUGUUUAUGCAGCACCUACAAGACUGUUGAAGAAUUUCUUGAGGACGUUAAACUGGUGUUUAACAAUGCAGAACAGUACAAUCAGGAGGGUAGCCAGGUUCUUACUUGUGUGGAGAAAACUGAACGAUGUUUCAUUGACAUGUUGGGAAAACAUCUUCCCAACUAUAACUACAAACGGGGCAAACCACGAAAAAGCAUCCAGAAACGGAAAAGGCUGGUGCAAGUAGAACUCGAGGAGGAGGAUGAGGAAGAUGAGGAGGAGGAAGAGGAUGAGGAGGAGGAGGAAGAAGAAGAAGAAGUAGACGAUGAGUAUGAUGACAGUGACGCAGAAUCAAGUGAACAUUCCAUCCCACCACGUAAGCGCCGGAAGUGAAUCGAAAAUAGCUGAGCUUUCUGAAUAAUGGAUGUAGUAAUUAUUUUGGAAACUGCAGACUUGUUUGUACUUUAAAUGUUUACGUUGACUGAUUUGACAUACUGGAUCAAAUACAAAACUUCAACCAAACCUGGACAUUUUCAUAGGAAUACAAAAAUGUUGAAGUCUAAACCUCUUGCAGAUUUUUUAAUACUCUUGUUGAGUUGGGAGAUCCUGAGAGCUGAAAGUUCCUUGUUUUGUUGAAAAUAGUUGUGAAAUUAAGAUCACAGACAAGGAGCUCUGUUGUUCUGAUUUUAUGACCAUAGAGGGGACCUUUCUCAAAAAUUUGUGUCCCUUGGUAUCAGCUUUCAGCAAAAGCUUUCUGAUUUGUUCAUCUUAACCGUGGAAGUGGUCAAUUCAGGGAAUUAGACAACCCCUCAAUUGUUGGUCCUUGGUCCUUCUAAAUAACACUGCCUCGCUGGAGAGAGUGUACAAUUAAUGGAAGUUCAGCUGAUUGCAGGCCAAGGUGUUCCACAGUGCCAGAUUACUUACAUUGCAUCACCAGCAUCUGUUUUAUCCAGCUGGGUUUUAGGUUUGACCAUAUGAUUGAAUAUGUGCAAAAUUGUCUCACAUUGAUCGCAACAGUAUUGUAAAUGUACAGCUGUUCUUUAUAAUAAGGAGAAGUAUCCUGCCCUCGAAUGUUUUGCCAUCUGAAGCAGUAAAAUGAGCUUUUCAUAUGAACCACCAGCUAUCGUGUAACUUAUGUCACCUGUUUAAUUGACUGUAGUCUUGAAGGAGUCACUUACCUGAUGAACGUGUGCAGGAUGUUUAGUUCAGAGUCCGCUUGGUUUCAAAAUUGAACAGUGGUCAGUUCUGCAUGUAAUGAGCAAAGGUAACUGGUUUAUACGCUUAGGUCGUCUACCCUGAUUUAGCUGAGGGUCCAACCAAAUGGAUGUUAAUGAAUAAUAUAUGGGUGUCUCUAGUUUCUUGAAAGAUUCUAAUUUGCCCUAUAUACUAAUUGGUGUGGGGUAACAGCACUCUGACUUAGAAUUGCUGUCAGCCAACAAGCACGAGACGUGGUAGUAAAUCUUUACUAUGUUUGACAUGUAAGAUUCCCUUUUGAUCUGCCUAACCAUUCUGGCUGACCAAAUAAUUCUCAUGCAACACCAUCGGAUUUUUAAACUGAAGAAUUGUAAAAUACUCCUUUUUGUGUGGAGAUUUGUACAGUGCAUACAGAUAUGUAGAUCUAACCAGAUUAAGAUCCUUGUGUUUCAAGUUGUCAGAAAAAUUGUGGCGCAACUUGAAUUUGUUUUCACCUUUGUUACUGUAGUUUGUAUAAAUAAUACAUAUUAUUUUGAGUAUUUGUGAGCAACAAAUCUUUCAAAGCCCUAUUCACAUCUGCAGUUCUUUUCCUUGGAGUGAGGGGGAAGGAAAGCACUGAUCUAAAAUUUUCUGUUUCUUUUUAUGAGAGUUUCCCCCUCUUUCCACUUGGCGUUUUAUCACCGUUCCCAGUCACUCUCAGUUGUGUAGGCAAGUGAUGUAGAAUAAAACAGUGGAAUUUUGACAUUGUAUAUUUUCCCAAAUGUCUGUGGUAGUUGUUUGGGGAGGGAUAUGCUUGUAUUAAAAACAUUUUUGGACUUUUAAAUAAAAGCAAUUACAUUUAAAACUUCGCAAAAAAAAAAGUAAGGGUUAUGUGUGCCCUGUAACUUAAGUGUUUUUAAAACAUGUUCAAUGAGUUGCUGCUUGGAGACUAACUGUUUUCACUGGCUGGCAGGCUUGGAUAUUGUCUGGCUUUUCUAGUGUGAUUCCAUCUCUCUUGAGUUUAUCUCGUUUAUCUGUGACUACAUCUCUGUCUUUGAGUAUUUCUUCUGGUGACUUCUCCAUGUUUCCUUACUGACUAUGCUGGGCUCACUUCUGUUGCAUGCCCCAUGCUGUCUUAUCUGUGGCACGCUCUCUACUGCUGUUCCCUCUCUUUCUUGCUUUCUCCCUUCCCCCUGUGUCAUGUGCUUUUGCAUAUGUAUGUGUGUAAUCUUUUGAUUUCCAUGUUUUUUCUUUGAAUUGAUUGCCGUUGUGUGCAUCUGUCCCCCUCUGUCAGUUGUGUGUAUGAGUGUGCCUUUGUCGUUAAGGGACAAUACAUUUCACAAUCCAUUUGUCUACAUAUACCUACUCCUGUGUCAGCAUUCAGACUCCCAUACGCAUUCAAUAUGUAAUAUGAGAUUGCUCCAAAGAGGACCACCUGCCCUCUUUCCUCUUUCUCCUUCUUCACCCUGUUGAAUAUGGCACCUGUGAUUAGACUCUUAUGUAGUUGACUUAGUCUACAUAGCAACAGUGGGGACUCUACAGAAGUAUCUCACUAGUGUGAAUGCUGAUGUAACAGUACCCUUUUUUAAAAAAAAACUUUCUUCAAGUCAAAAAGCACUUUUAAGCUUAAUUCUUUACAGGCACUGCUCAACAAUGGAACAUACAAAUAAGAGGGUAUCAUCAGCCUUAGAUGUACAAAUCUAAAUGUGCUAUUUCAUGAGUAAUUAUAGAAUGUCAUAUGUUUUGGAGCAAGUGCAAAAGCCUAAUCUACCUGGAUUUUGUGUUCCCAAUGCACUUUUGUACUGGGAGAGAAUGUUGACGUGUAACUGAAAUAGUCUUGCAUAUUGGCAGACACAUGGAGGUCUGCUGAGCGUUGAAAAUGCAUGAAUUUUAGCCUUCGCAUUAUUUUGGAGAUCAGGAUGCCCAGGCAUUAUGCUUGUGCACUGCAUUGGUUUAUAUAAAGCAAUCUAAGAAAGUAAGAAUAGGGAAACAAUACAAAAGAAAUUUAAGAAAGGGAGUAUUAAUAACCUAAUCAAACUUGAAAUGAACCCUAUUCUGGAUUAAUUACAUCAGUGCAUAUUUAAGUCAAAGAAGAGGCACUUUCACGUGUACAUGAAACUCACUAUGAAAGGGAAUAAUUCCGGAAGACUAUCAGCAUUUCAUGUGAUUCCUCCAUUUAUACAUUGGUGGGAUAGAUAAGAAAAUCCUUAUUUAAAAGAUGCCAUAAAAAUGAACUUGAAGUUGGAACUCUGAGUAGUUAGAGUGAAUUUUAAAUCUGAAGGCAAUGUUUGACCAACGUUUUUGCACUUAGAGCGUUAUACAGCAUGGAAAUAGACCCUUUGGUCCAUAUCCCUCACCUCUUCCUAUUUAUGUACCCAUCCAGAUGCCUUUUAAAUAUUGUAAAUAUACCCAUACUUGCUUUGAAGAGGUAAUAGUGGAUAUACAGAUUUAAUAUUUUUAGGCUUUCAAAAGAAGCAUAAUGAGGUGUCACAAUGAUUCAGUUGUGGGAUCAAAGGACAGUAGCAAAAUAAAUAGCAAGCUAUUUACAAAACAGACAUGAUAGAAUAAUCCUCCACUUUUGCUGCUGCCUCCAACAUGAAGUCACUAUCAAAUAUAUCUUCUCCUCUUUCAGAAUUCUGAAGGGACUGCUUUCUCUACAGCACCUUGGUCCACUUCUCAAACAAUACCCAGUUUGUUUUAUUAGACAUAUUGUGCCUUUUCAUGCAAUUACAAUAUAAUGUCAGUCCUUUUACCUUCUCACUAUCAAAAUAUCCAAAUACAUCUUCCAGAUGAAACAAAAAUUUUGUUUCUUUAUGCUGUAUUUGCUAUUUUCAAUGUAGUCUGUUCAACUUUGGUGACAGCAAGGACAGAUUGGGUAACUUCAAACAACUUUUCAGUUGAGAAAAUAGACCCCAGGUUUUUGAUCACCUGUCAUUUAGUUUUCCAGUUUGGUCUCAUGCUGACCCAUCUUCUAAGCUUUCAGUGUUCCAGUGGAAGCAUAAGCAGCAGCAUCUUUUGAUUUGGCACUUUCAGAUUCUGUGGACGCAUUAUUGAGUAUAACAUUUUCAGGCAGUAACUUCUCCAACGUUUUUCUUCUGUUUUGAUGGGUUUACUCUUUUUCUCUUCAGGCAGUAACUUUUCAUAAUUCUGCAUUCAUCUACAUUCCCAUUUCCCUCAGUCCCUUUGGCCUCAGACCACCAGCUGUUAUUUAAUCUCUCCACCUAUCGCAAACACUCCCUUUUGUCUCUUAUCCCCAAGCCCCACUUUUUUCAUCUUUUCAUUUCAAAUCAAUUAUAUCUGUUUCUUUCUUCACGGCUGUGCCCUGACCUCUUGAGUAUUUCCAGCAUUUUCUAUCUUUAUUUCAGAUUUCCAGCAUCUAUAAUAUGUUGCUUAGAUAUUUCACUGAACUUGGUUCUGAGAAAGCUGGCUAAUGUCAAUUAAUUCUUCGUUGAUCGGACAGAGUCUUCAAUAAUUUUGAUAUUUUUGCUAAAAGAGUUGGUAGCCCACUGGUGUUGAGCAGAUUGUUCUGUCAUAAACUCUGGAAAUAAAGUAUUGAAUUUA
Molecule: messenger RNA, 9241 nt
Organism: Chiloscyllium plagiosum (whitespotted bambooshark)
Lineage: Eukaryota; Metazoa; Chordata; Chondrichthyes; Orectolobiformes; Hemiscylliidae
Gene: baz1b
Product: bromodomain adjacent to zinc finger domain, 1B
Biological process (GO): chromatin remodeling; DNA damage response
Cellular component (GO): WICH complex
Molecular function (GO): histone binding; histone H2AXY142 kinase activity
Source: RefSeq, a predicted model, not a curated record